Molecule: messenger RNA, 1152 nt
Organism: Mucor velutinosus
Lineage: Eukaryota; Fungi; Mucoromycota; Mucoromycetes; Mucorales; Mucoraceae
Exons: 4
Coding region: 1-1152 (383 amino acids)
Molecular function (GO): oxidoreductase activity
Source: RefSeq, a predicted model, not a curated record
AUGCCUACUAUUCAAUUACAAAACUCCUCUCAACCUGACUUCACCUAUUUGCCUGACAGAGUCAACUACAAGAACAGAGUUGCUCGUCGCUUAGCCGAGGAACAGCUUGAAAAGGAAUUGCCUGAAGGUUUUCCUACUCAAUUGGAAGGCCCCAAGCUCUGGAAAGGUUCUGACUAUGAAGGAAAGGAAUCUGAAUGGGUCUAUGAACUUACAGAACAAGAACUCAAAGAAAUCGAUGAUGCGGUUCAUGAUUUUGAAGCUACCGAGAAGCCUUUCUCUGAAAUCAACAAGGAGACUUUCCCUUUACCAACAUUUGGCCCCAAGAUCAAGGCUUUGACCGAGGAGAAUGUAGUCGAAGGCCGAGGAUUUAUUGUUAUUCGUGGAUUGAACCCUGACAAGUACACUCGUGCACAGAACAUUAUUGCCUAUACUGGUGUCUCUGCUUACGUUGGAAAGCGUGGUCUUCAGGGCCGCCAUACCAUUGCACACAUCAAAGACCUGGUUCCUGAAAAGGGUUUGGAUGAAAUCACCGCUCCUGCUUUUACCAACGAUCAUCAAGUCUAUCACACUGAUGCUGGCGAUAUCAUCUCUCUCUAUGCCAUUGGUGUUGCUGAAGAAGGAGGAAAGUCUCGCAUUGCCUCCAGCUGGACCGUCUAUAACGAGAUUGCCAAGACUCGCCCUGAUCUGAUUCAUACUUUAUCUCAAGAUUGGCCCUUUCAGACUGAUCUCAACAAGGAAAAGGAGCCCUACUUUUUGCGUCCUCUUCUUUACUACGUUGACAACAAGUUGAUCAUUCAAUAUGCUCGUCGUAAUUUCACUGGUUUCGGCAAAAAUCCUCGACGUGAGGACAUUCCUCCCAUCACCGAGGCUCAGGCAGAGGCAUUGGAUGCUCUUCAUUUUACUGCUGAAAAAGUAAACUUGGGCGUUGAUUUCCAAAAAGGAGAUAUUCAAUACAUCAACAACUUGUCCAUUUUCCAUGCUCGUGAUGGUUAUACUGACAGCAAAAAGAACACCCGCCAUCUCCUGCGCCAUUGGCUUCAUCCUGAAAAUGCUUGGAAGCUUCCUCCCCAAUUGGAAUCUACUUGGAACCACAUCUACCACAAUGAACGUGAGGAAAUCUUUCCUCUGGAGGCUACGUUCAGACUUGUUUAA